AGUCACCCGCAAACUCCAUCGUAAGUCAUAAGCCACACCUCCUCCUCUGGGAGAGCUUGAGUUUUGGUUUGGUGUGACUUAUUAGAGAGAGAACUAAUUAAGCACAGAAGAUGGGGAUGAGCGAGGUGAUGCGCAAGGUGAAGCCAUACUUGGCUAUCAUCUCCCUUCAGUUUGGCUACUCAGGCAUGUACGUCAUCACCAUGGUUUCUUUCAAGCAUGGAAUGAGCCACUGGGUUCUCUCUGUCUACCGUCAUGUCGUCGCCCUCCUUAUCAUUGCUCCUUUUGCUCUUGUCCUUGAAAGAAAAAUAAGGCCCAAGAUGACUCUCCCAAUCUUCCUCAGGAUGGUGGCGCUUGGUUUCCUUGAGCCAGUGCUGGAUCAGAACUUGUACAACAUGGGGAUGAAGGCCACCUCAACAACUUUCGCAUCCGCCAUUGUUAAUGUCCUCCCAGCUAUUACUUUUCUGAUGGCACUCAUUUUCAGGUUAGAGAGUGUGAACCUGAAAAAAUUACCCAGCUGGGCCAAGAUAAUAGGAACCGUAAUAACAGUGUCAGGUGCCAUGGUAAUGACUUUGUACAAAGGCAAAGCCUUUCAGAUCAUAAAGGCAGGAGGCAUAAGCCAUCAUGAUACUGCCUCCACCGAACCCUCUGACCAGCACUGGGUGCUCGGCACCGUUUACCUCAUCGGAAGUUGCUGUGGCUGGGCUGGCUUCUUCAUUUUGCAGUCAUUCACUUUGAAGAUGUACCCGGCAGAGCUCUCGCUCACGGCUUGGAUUUGCGCGACGGGAAUUGUUGAGGGUUCCAUCGCAACAUUUAUUAUGGAAAGGGACUUGAGCGUCUGGGUCAUUGGCUGGGAUUCCAGGCUCCUCGCUUGUGUUUACUCUGGGGUGGUGUGCUCUGGCAUGGCUUACUAUGUACAAGGGGUUGUAACCAAAGAACGUGGACCAGUGUUUUUGACUUCUUUUAGCCCAUUGAUCAUGAUUAUUACUGCAGCUUUGGGUUCCUUUGUGCUAGCCGAGCAAGUCCACGUGGGAAGCAUAAUUGGAGCUAUACUCAUCGUGUUCGGGCUUUACUCUGUGGUGUGGGGGAAAAGCAAAGACAUUCAAAGCACAAGCGACGACACAGUGAAAGGGGAAGGUCACGAAUUGCCAAUAAAGGACGGCACAAGGUCAGGAUCAGACAUUUUUGACAAGAUUGAGGUCAGUGUUCCUGCUGAGAAGUCGAAGGGUCCGGGGAAGAACAUUAAUGUGCCACAAACAGCACCCCCACCAAGAUCAUGAACCUCCUUUAUUUAAGACUAGAUAGCUUUUUAUAAAUUUUCCCACCCGAAGAGAUGUCAAGAAAGAUUUGUAGCUGUACAAAUCUCUCCCAUUGCAUUGACUGCUCUUUCGUCUGUACCUCUCUGGAAUCUCAAUAUGAAAUAAUUAAUGUCCUAAUUUUGCUAGC
This is a messenger RNA of Neltuma alba, 1443 nucleotides long. RefSeq names its product WAT1-related protein At4g08300-like. Gene Ontology annotation, molecular function: transmembrane transporter activity. Bases 111 to 1277 code for a protein of 388 amino acids. Gene Ontology annotation, cellular component: membrane. The record is from RefSeq and is a predicted model, not a curated record. NCBI's taxonomy places the organism in Eukaryota, Viridiplantae, Streptophyta, Magnoliopsida, Fabales, Fabaceae. The transcript is spliced from 7 exons.